AUUCUAGGGCUCCCGCGCGGAGCGGGUCGGGGUGGCUGCCUGCAGGUCGCCGCUUUGGGGUCAGGGCUCUGGCGGUGGCCGCGGCCUGUGGCCUGGGAUGUACCGCGCUGCCGGUGGAGGCAGGGGAUCCGCGCCCGCGCCAUGGCCAGUACAAUGGUAGCAGUUGGACUGACUAUUGCUGCUGCAGGAUUUGCAGGUCGUUAUAUGUUGCAAGCUAUCAAGCAAAUGGAGCCUCAAGUAAAACAAGUUUUCCAAAGUCUACCAAAAUCUGCCUUCAGUGGUGGCUAUUACAGAGGUGGAUUUGAACCCAAAAUGACAAAACGAGAAGCAGCAUUAAUCCUAGGUGUAAGCCCAACUGCCAAUAAAGGAAAAAUAAGAGAUGCACAUCGACGAAUUAUGCUCUUAAACCACCCAGACAAAGGAGGAUCUCCUUAUAUCGCAGCCAAAAUCAAUGAAGCUAAAGAUUUACUAGAAGGUCAAGCUAAAAAAUGAAGUAAACAUGAAUUUUCAGUUCACAUUAGUGUGUAUGAUCAGCACUUUUUUAUAAUAAAACAACUCAAGAGCUAAUUUUUUUUUUUAAGUCAGAGCUAAUUUUUUAAAAUGAUAUAGAAAAACCUGAAUGAACCCUUGGUAUGAUUUUCUGGUUUAAAUGUGAAACUUUUAUAUCACACUUUAGCUGAAUAUUCAGUAAAUGACAUAUUCACAUUUGGGUAGAAAUCUUGUUCGUUAUUCAUUUAGCAAAUAAUUCAGUACCUGUAUGUACUGUUAAGGGUAGGUCUUGACUCAGGAGACCCCCACCCCAGUCAAAUGGAAGGUUAAUAAAGCUGUAAUUACCCAUUCAAUCUAAUGGUGGAAUUAACACAAAAUAAUAAAGCAGACCCUCUUGCAACUA
Messenger RNA from Ochotona curzoniae (black-lipped pika), 892 nucleotides. RefSeq names its product DnaJ heat shock protein family (Hsp40) member C19 (gene DNAJC19). The coding region runs from base 142 to 492 and encodes 116 amino acids. The transcript has 6 exons. Gene Ontology annotation, biological process: protein import into mitochondrial matrix. The record is from RefSeq and is a predicted model, not a curated record. Gene Ontology annotation, cellular component: PAM complex, Tim23 associated import motor. Gene Ontology annotation, molecular function: ATPase activator activity. Lineage: Eukaryota; Metazoa; Chordata; Mammalia; Lagomorpha; Ochotonidae.